Molecule: messenger RNA, 2467 nt
Organism: Tachyglossus aculeatus (Australian echidna)
Lineage: Eukaryota; Metazoa; Chordata; Mammalia; Monotremata; Tachyglossidae
Gene: SPATC1
Product: spermatogenesis and centriole associated 1
Exons: 6
Coding region: 38-1399 (453 amino acids)
Source: RefSeq, a predicted model, not a curated record
CCCACUGGGCCGCCGCCCCUCGCCCCCACCCGGGAGCAUGUCCCUGCUGACCAACUACGAGGGCCUUCGGCAGCAGAUCGAGCGGCUGGUGAGGGAGAAUGAAGAGCUCAAGAAACUGGUGCGGCUCAUUCGGGAGAACCAGGAGCUGCGCUCCACGCUCCGGAGCCAGGGCACCGUACUCACCGCCGGGGCCGGGGCCGGGGCCGGGGCCGGGGUUGGGUUCAGUGGGCUCAGCGAGGCAGCCGGCCCGGCCCCCCAGGCCUCCGGCCGCAGGAACGUCGAAUUCAGGGACAAAGGCAAUUUCCUGCCGCUGUCGGCGGUGCCCGUGUCGGACCCGGCGGCGGAGAACUCGGCGCUGACCUCGCUUCACCUGCCCGCGUCCAACAGGAGCCACCUGAGCAGCCUGCUGGCCACUGGGACCGACCCCGGACAGGCCCGACUCGCCCCCUCCGGGACCCGCAGGGAUCCGAGCCUCGGUGCCGCCACUGCCGCCUCCCCCAUGGGGGGUGGGGGGCGGACGGGAACAGGCUCCAAGCCGUCCGUGGGCUGGGACACCUCUCUGGAAGCGGAGUCCUUCAACGCUGCCUUCCUGGGCUCCCCGGUUCUGACCUCCACACCUGUGGGCGCCUCUGCCAUUCUGGCUCCCAUGCCUGCCCCCAUCUCCACCUCCCUCUCAGGCCUCCCCUUCGCGUCCUUGGACGGUUCCCGGCCCCAUUCCCAACCUCCGGCCCAGGGCCAUUCCCAAUCCCAGGCUCCGGCCCCUGCCCAGUCCCAAGGCCAACUUGAAGCCCAACUCGAGGCCCAACACGACCUCCAGGGUGCCGCUGCCCCAUCGCAUAUGGCGGAUACCUCACGGAAGAGCUUCCUGGAGAUGGAAAGAAAGAUGGCGCACAGGAGGUCUAGCAAGUUUCAGGAUCCCUCCAAAGACUCAAAGCAGCUGACCUGGGAGCGGCUAGUGGGGGAAAUUGCCUUCCAGCUGGACCGGCGCAUCCUUUCCAGCAUCUUCCCCGAGCGGGUGCGGCUCUACGGUUUCACCGUCUCCAACGUCCCUGAGAAGAUCAUCCAGGCCUCUUUGAACCCCGUCACGCGCAAGCUGGACGAGGAGCAGUGCCAACUUCUGACCCAGCGCUACGUGAGCGUCAUGAACCGGCUGCACGGCCUGGGCUACGACAGCAAGGUGCACCCGGCCCUGACCGAGCAACUGGUCAACACCUACGGCAUCCUGCGGGAGCGGCCCGAGCUGACGGCCUCCGACAGCGGGGCGUACAACAGCAUGGACUUCCUGAAGCGCGUGGUGCUGGAGACGGUCCCCCCUGGCCUGCUGACCGACGCCCUGCUGCUCCUCUCCUGCCUCGGCCAGCUCUCCCAGGACGACGGCAAACCCAUGUUCAUCUGGUGAUGCGCCCCGACUUUCGGCACGGUCCCCGAGGAAGCACUGACUCCUUUUCGAGGCUCCGGGAAGCUUAUCCAUGGCCCUGACCCCCUGGGACCACCCACUAGGCACGGCCCUUGGGUCCCUCCCAACCCACCUCGGGGAGCCAAUAAAUGAUUGCUCUCACAGGGGCUGGGAGUCCAGGCUCCUGGCUCCUUUCCUGGCUCUGCCCUAGUCUUGCAGUGGAUUCAGUCCUCACUGCCAGUCCAAAACAGCAACCCCAGUCCCAGCCGCCAAUUUUUUUUAAACUUGGAAAAAUCCAUAUCCUACUAAUAAGUGUGACAUCAUUUAGGAGGUCCGCAUAAAUAUCAAGGGAAUGGAGAGGGCCCGAGCAGAGUAACUGGAUCAGGUCUGUGCCUAAGCAUUUUUGAUGGACAAUAGGAUGGGCAAAGGGGAACAAGGAGAAGAGAAGCUGACGUAAAUGGCAACUUGUGCCCUCUCCUCCGGCCCGCCCUCUGUGCUGUUUCCAGCUGAGCCGUAAGUUCGGCAGUAAAGGAGAGCGAACGGCUGACCCUGGGAGGGAGAGUUGCACCUCCCCAUCAGAAAAAGAGCAAGGGGAUCCUCGCUCGGACGACAAGAUUGGAUUUUUGCUCCCAUACCACUUGUUCCUUAGAAGAGCUUCUGCAGAGAGAGCGGCCACUUCACGCCCCUGGCUUCUCUUCAUGAACCUUCCCCGCAGAGGACUAUAGGAGCUGAGGCAACCCAUGAAAUAAACCCCCUUCCCCAGGCCCCUAGGCCGGUGGGAAUCAGAGGGCACUCGCCUCCAGCCCACUUCUUCGCUGCUACUCCUCCAAUACUCUGGGCGCCCUUCGGCCUCAAGGAGAGACGGAGACGUGAAGAGAAAGACGGAAGGAAACUGGAAGGGGGGAAGGCUGUGGAGCAAUAGAACAGUUAAUGCUACCGUCUGAGGAAGGAGUGGAUGUAGGUGUGGAGGGGGUGACACCCCCUGCCUUUCCUGCCACCAGAUGGGAAGUUCCCUAUCCUAACCGGGACCCUGUUACAUCAGCAAGUGGUAGAAAUAAAAACUGAAACCGA